AUGGAAGCUUUGAACAGAAGCUCCUCCACCACUUCUUCUUCCUCCGACUCCUCCUCUUCCGACUCCAACCAUAGGAACCCCAACAAUCCCCACAGAAUCAAAGGCCCAUGGAGCGCUGAGGAGGAUCGGAUCCUCACCCGCCUCGUCGACCGAUACGGUGCCCGCAACUGGUCCCUCAUCAGCCGCUACAUUAAGGGCAGGUCCGGAAAGUCCUGCCGCCUGCGGUGGUGCAACCAGCUCAGCCCCGCCGUCGAGCACCGCCCCUUCUCCGCCCAAGAGGACGACACCAUCAUCGCCGCCCACGCCCAGUACGGUAACAGAUGGGCCACCAUUGCCCGAAUGCUACCGGGCCGAACCGAUAACGCCGUUAAGAACCACUGGAACUCCACGCUCAAGCGCAGAGCCAAGGCUUUCAUUAACAUUAACGGAAACAAUGGCAACAACGAAGGGGCCGCUUCUUCUUCCGCUCCUUCUCGUUCCUUCGAGGACGACCCGUUGACCGCGUUGACUCUCGCUCCCCCAGGUAUCGCCAACGCCGCCGUUGCCGAGGACGCUGUGCCGGACCACGGUGCCUCGCCGGAGAGUGCGCCGGCGGGGUUUUGGGAUAUGAUGAGAGAUGUGAUCGCUAGGGAAGUGAGGGAAUAUGUGUCUUCCAAUUUUUCUGAUAACUCGGGUUUUCAUUAA
Messenger RNA from Sphenostylis stenocarpa, 684 nucleotides. NCBI's taxonomy places the organism in Eukaryota, Viridiplantae, Streptophyta, Magnoliopsida, Fabales, Fabaceae. The record is from the annotation of a GenBank genome assembly.